AUGCGGAGUCUUCAGGUACAGCUUACCCGUAUUCAUUCAGCCGCUUGUUCCCUGAACUGGCUUGUAGAUACCGAGCUUCCCACAGAUCCUCAUGAAAGAUGUUCACUGGUGGGGUGGGGGUGGGGGUGUGGGUGCCCGGGUGCGUGGGUGCGUGCGCGUGCUUCUGUACGUUGUUCGCGUGCGUGCUUGGCGCGUGUGCGCGUGUACGCGUGCGGGUGCUUCCUUUUGACCGAAGCAACAACCAAGGAACGAGCCCCUCCGGGACGCCACGUCGAUGGUUUGGUGGACCAGCAGUGGUGGCGCGACCAUGUUGCAGCUGCAGAUGAUGAUGCCGCAGCUACUGCAUUUGAUUUGUUUGCCACCGAUCCGGCGGGCUGUCAGGUCAAUUUGUACGAGGUGUUGACGUGUGCGGCCAUGCUUUCUCCGAACUUGCGACGGGAAGCCAAGGCGGCCAUACUCUGCUUGAUUUGGAGCGGUCGCGAAGAUGGUCGGCUCGGGGUGUCUGCUGUCGUGGGGCUGUUGAGCUCACUUCUGCAAGGCCUCCACCGCCUGGGCGUUUUAGUGCCGUCUCCGCCGCCUUCCGAGGACAUUGAAAACGAUGUGUGCCGAUUAUUAUGGGUGCUGCGAAAGCAUCAGCCAUGCCGGGGUGAUGCAAUCGCUUACGAGGAGCUACUGUUAGUGGCCGACUUGGACGCAGGUUUCGUGAAUGCCCCAGGGAACAAGUGGUUGUCAGUGGUUGUGCUACAUGCGUAG
Symbiodinium natans is the source of this 753-nucleotide messenger RNA. NCBI's taxonomy places the organism in Eukaryota, Dinophyceae, Suessiales, Symbiodiniaceae. The record is from the annotation of a GenBank genome assembly.